GCAAUGCUACAGGACUUGGUUGGGGAGACAACACUUCUCCUGGGGCUGGGGCCCCCAAAAUCAUUUAUGCAUCCAGAACUCAUUCGCAGCUGAGCCAGGUUGUUUCUGAACUAAAGAGGUCCUCAUAUAGAUAUAUGAAGGCAAGCAUUAUUGGGAUCUCGGGAUCAGUUGUGCAUUCAUCCAGAAGUUUCGAAGGAACAAAACAAUGCAGUAAAGCUUCACAUGUGCCAUGCUCGAACUACCACUCGCACCUGUUUCUUCCACACAAAUCUUGAAGCUAAGAAAGAGGAACCUGACUUUAAGUUGGAUGUGUUGGACAUUGAGGACCUUGUUACUUUGGGGAAAAAACAUUCAGCUUGCCCAUAUUUUAUGACCAAAGAAAUCCGCAAGGGAGCAGACAUCAUCUUUAUGCCAUACAACUAUCUUCUUGAUCCAAAAGUGAGAAAAAUUCACAAUAUUGAACUGCAGGGAAACAUUAUUAUAUUUGAUGAAGCCCACAAUGUUGAAAAAAUGUGUGAAGAAUCUUCUUCCAUUGAACUGAGGAGCUUAGAUAUUGCCCUCUGUGUUGAUGAAGUGACUCAGGUUAUGAAAAAAUUUAGAGAAAAUAGUGAUGAUGGGGUUGCUGAUUUUCUCUCUCCUUCGACUCCAAAAGAUUUUACUUUAGACGACCUGUGUAUUCUGAAAGCCAUGUUUUUAGAAUUAGAGAAAGCCAUCGAUGCAAUACCUAUCUCUAAGCCUGAGGGAGAUACUUUGCCCGGUGAAUUCAUGUUGGAGCUUUUAGCAAAAGCAGAUUUGAGCCCAGCGAAGAAAGAUAUUAUUUCAGAUCUUCUUGAUCGGGUUGUUCAAUUUCUAACAGUGUCCAGCACUUCUCCUUUUCAGCGAAAAGGCAGUGGGCUGCAAAAGUUUGCGGAUCUAGUCAAAAUUGUAUUCAGUAAAACAAAUUUCACCAUAGAACAUAUGGAACGUGUGAAAAGAUCGUAUAAAGUUCAUAUAAAAGUGGAGCAGCCAAAGACUCGUCCUAAAGGCGAUUCCUGGAACACUCCUAAAAUUGUUUCCAAAGCCGGUCGAGUUCUUUCCUACUGGUGUUUCAGUCCCGGUUUCGGAAUGAGGGACUUGGUGGAAGAAGGUGCAAGGUGUGUUAUUCUCACUAGUGGAACUCUUUCGCCGCUAAAUAGUUUUGCUGCUGAACUCCAAGUUCCAUUCCCUGUUACACUUGAAAAUCCUCACAUUAUUGGUGCCAACCAAGUCCUUGUUGGAGUUGUGACCCACGGCCCAGAUGGUAUGCAGCUAGACAGCAGUUAUAAAAACCGAAGCAACUCGCAGUAUGUUCAAUCGCUAGGGCGGACUAUACGCAGCACGGCACAGGUGGUUCCAGAUGGUCUACUAGUAUUUUUCCCAUCAUAUCCGGUUAUGAAAUCAUGCCAAGAAGCUUGGCAACUCACCGGUUUAUGGGACGCUAUCAAUCAAGUGAAACCAAUUUUCGUCGAACCAAAUUCCAAGGAAGGAUUCCAAGAGGCAAUGAAUGGCUUUUACAGUGCUAUGUCUUCCGAAGAUCGCAAAGGAGCGUGCUUUAUGGCGGUUUGUCGUGGUAAAGUUUCAGAGGGUUUAGAUUUCUGUGAUGGCAAUGGUAGGGCCGUUAUUAUAACUGGGCUUCCAUAUCCUCCUUCGCGUGAUCCUCGCGUUUUGGAAAAACAAAGAUACCUCGAAGACAAUAGGAAAACUCCUCAGUUCAAGGGUCUAACAGGACAACAGUGGUAUCGAUUAGAAGCCACUCGAGCUGUCAACCAGGCAAUUGGUCGCGUCAUUCGUCAUAAACUGGAUUACGGAGCUAUUCUCCUUUGUGACCAACGAUUCGCCAGUCCAGAUAUAAUUCAACAGCUAUCAGCUUGGGUUCGGCCACGUGUCGUGAAUUUCCCCAAAAUUGGGCCGUUAUUGCGCGAUCUUGGAAUGUUCUUUCGUAACGCUGAUAUCCUGUUUCCGUGUUCAGCUAAAGCUGUCCGUGCGCCAGUUGCAGUUGAUUCAAACCGUGAAGAAGCGAAGAAAACUCGAUCCACUGUGGAUUCCUUUCAUCAUGCCCUCAGCUCGAGUUCAUCUCGCGUUACCGCUCUUUAUUCGAAGGGCAGCAGUUCUUCAGCAGAAACCUUCCAACUAGAUCUUGCAGGCUAUUCUUCUACCCUGAAACCUAAUUUAGCGAAAGAAACUUCAAUUUUUGAUGGAUCACAAGCUUCGAAUAAUUGCAUUGAUUUUAAUGACACCGAGUCACUUGUUACGCCAAUGGCUUCGAAUGCAAACGCAGCAAUGUGUCAACCAGCCAUCAAAAAGAGGAAAAUUACUAUAGUAUCUGAAGCGGAAAAGGCCAAAUACGACCUCCGACGAAUGAAAGUUGAGUCCGCCGAACAGGUUUCUUCCCUGGGCCCUGCGUCUUGUACCAAGUCGACCAUGGAAGCUGUGAAACUAAAGAAAGAAAGUGCUGCAGAAUAUUUAAAAUCAGCUAAGAAUUUGUUAGAUCCACCUGGCUACAUGACGUUAUCAAACAUGAUUCGAGGGUAUAGAAGUGAUAAAAAUUAUGAUUUGUUGGUUUCCACGCUUAAGGAACUGUUUCUUCAAGAUCCCAAACUUCGUCAUCUUUUCAAAGGAUUUCGUCAGUUUUUAUCAAGGGAGCAUACGAAAACAUUCGCUGAAGAAUGUAGUACACUUAAUUUAUAACACGAUAGUGUUUCCGUUUUUUUUUGUUUGCCGAUUUCGAAUUGUUUCAAAGUGAUAAACAGGAAUCAUGCUUCUUAA
Messenger RNA from Daphnia magna, 2784 nucleotides. RefSeq names its product regulator of telomere elongation helicase 1 homolog (gene Rtel1). Gene Ontology annotation, molecular function: hydrolase activity, acting on acid anhydrides, in phosphorus-containing anhydrides; DNA polymerase binding; ATP binding. NCBI's taxonomy places the organism in Eukaryota, Metazoa, Arthropoda, Branchiopoda, Diplostraca, Daphniidae. Gene Ontology annotation, biological process: negative regulation of t-circle formation; negative regulation of DNA recombination; regulation of double-strand break repair via homologous recombination. Gene Ontology annotation, cellular component: nucleus. The coding region runs from base 223 to 2706 and encodes 827 amino acids. The transcript is spliced from 10 exons. The record is from RefSeq and is a predicted model, not a curated record.